Messenger RNA from Nicotiana attenuata, 3007 nucleotides. RefSeq lists its product as uncharacterized. The record is from RefSeq and is a predicted model, not a curated record. Bases 360 to 2561 code for a protein of 733 amino acids. Lineage: Eukaryota; Viridiplantae; Streptophyta; Magnoliopsida; Solanales; Solanaceae. The transcript has 2 exons.
GCAAAGGUCAAGAAAAAGCAACCCCCAACUCAAUCAACAUGCAUACAGAGUCAGCUCAGUCCCCAUUCUGAUGAUGGCCGCUUUGGCCGUCAAACAACACAAAGUCACAGAAUCAAAACAAACAACACUUCCUCCUCUGCUCACCUUCUAUGACCCUUUCCCUCUUCUUAAACCCCCUCUUCUCUAUUCUCCUUGGUUUCUGUGCUUUCCCAUUUUCUCAACUCUCUCUCUCUUUUGCAUUCGGUAAAGAAAGAAAAAAGGUAAAGACUUUCUUGUUAUUUGUUCCUUUUGCUGUGUAAAAAAAAACCCCAUUUUGAAGAAGAGAAAAGGGUGUCUUAAAAUCUCGAUUUUUUAUAAAAAUGGGAAGCAAAUGGGCUAAAGUGAAGCUGGCUUUGGGCUUGAAUCUUUGUACUUAUAUUCCAAGAACACUUGAUAAUGAUGAUUAUGAUGAAGAGGAUAGUUCUUCCUCUGUUUCUGAGCCUGAGAAGAACUCCAGCGCCGCCCUUAUCUCGCCGGUGACGGCUGACAUCCAACGUGCUCCUCCGGCCACGGUGCCUCAUGGGUCGAAGUUGUCCAAGAGCUUUAGUAGGCCUUCUAAGAGAACGUGCUCUAUAUGUUUGGCUUCAGUGAAGCGAGGGGAUGGUCAUGCAAUAUUUACUGCUGAAUGUUCACAUUCAUUUCACUUCCAGUGUAUUGUUUCAAAUGUAAAACAUGGAAACCAAAUUUGCCCAGUUUGCAGGGCAAAAUGGAAAGAAAUCCCUGUUAAUUUUCCCAGCCUGGAUACUCCCCUUGGGAAGGCUAGAAUCAAUCCCGUAGACUGGCCCCAAAAUAAUGUGUUAACGACAGUAACACAUCGUCCACCAGUAAGUCGUCCAACCCCCAAUCGGCAUAUUUCACCAUUAUUUCAGGCUCCCGAGCCUGCCAUCUUUAAUGAUGAUGAACCUGUGGGUCACCAAGUUGAUUCUACUGACAAAAGUGCUUCACAUGAGAGUUCAAUAGACAUUUGUGACAACAGAGCUGUAAAGAUUGAAACUUUUCCAGAGGUUCCCGCUGUCCCAAGGUCUAUACCUACAAAUAAUUUCUCUGUAUUAGUUCAUCUCAAAGCUCCUGGUUCAGUUUCGGUUCAAGAUUCCUGCAGAAACCAGGCUAGUUUGCCCAAAGAAUCCCAUAUGCCUCGUGCACCUGUUGACCUUGUGACAGUUAUUGAUGUAAGUGGAAGUAUGGCUGGCACCAAACUUGCACUACUAAAACGGGCUAUGGGUUUUGUGAUACAGAAUCUUGGUUCCAGUGAUAGAUUGGCAGUAAUCGCCUUCUCUUCAACAGCUCGCCGCCUCUUCCCGCUUCGUCGGAUGUCUGAAACAGGACGGCAGCAAGCACUACAAACUGUAAACUCCUUAGUUGCUAAUGGAGGAACCAAUAUUGCUGAAGGCUUGAGAAAGGGUGCCAAAAUAAUGGAAGACCGCAGGGAAAAGAACCCAGUUGCUAGUAUAAUUCUGUUAUCUGAUGGUCAGGACACAUAUACAGUCAAUAAUCAUGGUAGUAGUAACCAGCAGCAACCCAAUUACAAGUUGCUUCUUCCCUUGUCUAUUCACAGCGGAGACAGUUCAGGGUUUAGAAUUCCAGUGCAUGCUUUUGGGUUUGGUGUGGAUCAUGAUGCUUCAUCAAUGCAUUCGAUAUCAGAGAUUUCAGGAGGGACCUUUUCUUUUAUUGAGACAGAAGAUAUAAUACAGGAUGCAUUUGCUCAAUGCAUUGGAGGUCUCCUCAGUGUCGUAGUCAAGGAUCUGCAGGUAAGCAUCGAGUGUCUUCAAACAGGAGUCCAGCUUGGCUCUUUGAAAGCUGGAAGCCAUCCAAACCGUUUAAUGUCUGAUAGACGGAUGGGAUCAAUUGAUGUUGGAGAUCUAUAUGCCGAUGAAGAAAGGGACUUUCUGGUUUCAAUCAAUAUCCCCGCCGAAUCAUUGAGCCCAGAAACUUCACUUUUGAAGGUUAAGUGUGUUUAUGUGGAUCCUUUGACGAAACAAACGGUUACCCUCAGAAGUGAAGAACUUAAAAUAAAGAGACCGGAAAAGGUUGUACAAGAGCGUGUUUCGAUCGAAGUAGACAGGCAGCAGAACAGACUCCGAGCAGCUGAAGCAAUGGCUCAGGCGCGAGCAGCUGCUGAGAAAGGAGACCUGGUUGGUGCAAGUUCCAUCCUAGAAAACUGCCGAAAGUUGUUGGCUGAGUCAGUGUCGGCUAAAUCUCAAGACCGGCUCUGUAUUGCACUUGAUGCUGAGCUCAAGGAGAUGCAGGAGAGAAUGGCAAGCAGACAUGUAUAUGAAGCAUCAGGAAGGGCAUAUAUAUUGUCCGGACUAAGCUCACACUCAUGGCAGAGAGCAACAGCACGAGGUGACUCUACAGAUGGAUCAAGUCUCAUCCAAGCCUAUCAAACCCCAUCAAUGAUAGAGAUGGUAACUCGCUCUCAGGCUACAUUACUUGGUAGCCCAUCUGCUCAGAGAUUUGUUCGACCGGUAUGGUCAUUAGCAUCCCAGCCGAAUCCUAGGUACAUAACCAGGGAGGGUUUCUAAUCAUAAGAGGUUACAAAUGUACUUCAUUUGUCUUUUAGUAUAAUUAGUUUUGGGAUGGAACUAGAGAAGUUUUUUUAUGUCAAUAUAUUCCUGUCUAUUCUUGUAAAGGAAUAAACUUUGAUCAAGGGGAAAAUGGUAAGGGUAAAAUAUAAAUUUUAGAAAAGUGGGGGGAUGCACUAGUUAGGUUAUUGCUUUUUUGUUGCUUUUCUUUAGAAUUUUGUAGUUGUGGGUGAUGUACAUAAGGAAAGAUUUGUCUCAAGGAAAAAUGGGUACAAGUAAUUUUGUGGGAUCUACCUUGUGAAAUUUCAUCUAUAUAUAGGUGAAGGUGAUCCUGUACAAAAAUUAGUCUUUUUUGCAUGGCUUCUUGAAUUGAUCCUUUUGCUUUUCUCUAACUGUAUGUAAAUCAGUUGCUUUCAGGUGUCUGGAAAGAUUCCUCUUUUAUUCAA